GACGAGCAUCGUGCAGUCGGAGGCGCUGCGGGCGGCGCUGGUCGCGGGCUGGGGCAGCCUGAGCGACGCGGCGCGCGCUGCCUACGGCGCCGACGGCCCCGACGCGGUGCUCAAGGCCUUCAUGGACCUCUUAGCCGCCCCCACCACGCACUCGCUGAACGUGUCCCCCGUGGUGGCGGCCAUAGAAGACGCCCUCCUCAGCGGCUGGCCGGCGCCGCGCUACGUGCCGGCGGACCUGGGAUUCACCCUGCUCGCGUGGAUCAGCACCCAUUGCCCCGAGUGGCUCUUCGAGAAGAUCUUCGUCUGAUCACACACAAUGUUCUACUCAGGUGUUUGUAAUUGUUUUUAAAAUAAAGAGCUUUGAUUGAUUGACUGGU
Molecule: messenger RNA, 377 nt
Organism: Gryllus bimaculatus (two-spotted cricket)
Lineage: Eukaryota; Metazoa; Arthropoda; Insecta; Orthoptera; Gryllidae
Source: the annotation of a GenBank genome assembly